Molecule: messenger RNA, 5462 nt
Organism: Pan troglodytes (chimpanzee)
Lineage: Eukaryota; Metazoa; Chordata; Mammalia; Primates; Hominidae
Gene: ZNF304
Product: zinc finger protein 304
Exons: 3
Coding region: 1562-3415 (617 amino acids)
Biological process (GO): regulation of transcription by RNA polymerase II
Cellular component (GO): nucleus
Molecular function (GO): RNA polymerase II cis-regulatory region sequence-specific DNA binding; DNA-binding transcription factor activity, RNA polymerase II-specific
Source: RefSeq, a predicted model, not a curated record
GUUCUGGUUGUGAAGGCUGAGUUCUGGAGAUCGGAUCGGCUUUCUACGCGGCUCCCGUGGAACCUAGCAAAGAAAGACAGUGAAGACUGCAGGACCUUCCUCCGCGCUUUUGUUACAAUCCAUGACCCCUGUCGUGGGACGGGCGGCCUCUCGCGGAGGUGUCUUCCGGGGCUGGGCUCUUACCGAGGCCUCCACACACGUCCUCUUGUCCUUGUCUCCCCCAGAGGCAGCCGCCUUAGUCUUGUGAGCGUUUUUACACCGGCUAGAUUGAGACUUGGAGUGCUACACUCAGCCCGAGGGCGUCCAGCGCGGUGGAGGCGUGGGGUUUCGGCUGAGCCCACAGGGCACAGACUGUUCAUCCGCUUCUCAUGGCAGCGGCGGUGCUGAUGGACCGGGUUCAGGUUGAGAACAGACUGUGAGCAUGAGGGAGCAGCUACUGCAGUAGUGUUGAUGGUGUCUGGUCUAGAGGUGUGGCUGUGGAGGUGAGAGAAGUUGGUAAAUUUUCUGUUUUUUAAAGUAGGGUGAUUGGAUUUUUUGAUGCGAAAGGUGAAAGAGAGGAGAGUCGUGGAUGACCCUAAGGUUGGUUUGUUUUUGCUGUAGCUGGUAAAAUUAUGGAAAUGCCAUCAACUGAGAUAGAGAAGUUGGCAGCAGGUAUGAUUUUUAGUGGUUAUAUCAGGAGUUAGGCUUUGGUCAUGUUUAGGUUAAGAGGUCUCAGUUGUCAUCUUAGUUGAGGCCUCAAGAAAACACACAGGUUUUUAGUUCUGGGGAAGGGUUCUGUUGAAGAAGUUGAAAAAAAUGGUGGCCAGUGUGUGGAGUGGGAUGGGGUAUCUUCAAAUCAUGGUGGUAAUGCUGUUAUUCGGUAAGAAAGUUGAAACUGGAGACUGAGAGAAAACUGGGUCUGUUGCUUAGGCACCUGGACGGCAGUGGUGCAUAGUGUGCAGACGCGAGCGCUUCCUGGACACUGCAUGCAGAGUGGCAUGGGGGAUGAGGGAUGUCAUGGAGGUGCAUAUGGCAUGGGCCAGUGGCGGUGGGGAUCUCAGAUGUGAGGAAGGUGUAGUCCAAAGAGUAAUGAGCGCGUUGGGAGGAGUGUGAACUGAUGGCCUUAAGACUCUAGUAUUGGCAGCUCAUGGGAGAAGAUGGAGCUGAAGUUUGGUUGUGUUUAGAGGCAUCGUCUGGACAACACCAGAACUGGUUGGUAGGCGAGUAUUUGGGACCCUUCAUGCCAGACCCAGAGUUGAGACAGCAUCUGUCUGCACACUUGCCUGGUUCUGCUCUGGGCUGGACACAGUGGUGAGAGGGACAUGAGGAGAGAGCAGACACUAGUGGUGCCAAGGUCUGUUAUCUCCUCUUAGUUGGGAGGCUGGGGAGGCGAGGGACUAGAGAGUGGGUGUGUGAGUGUGUAGACUGGGGAGGAGGGGGUUCUGGGGAGAGAUGCUGACUGUGGACUCAGCUGUACUCAUCAUGGCAGAGUUGUGUGACCUUCGAGGAUGUGUUCGUGUACUUCUCUCGGGAGGAGUGGGAACUCCUUGAGGAGGCACAGAGAUUCCUGUACCGUGAUGUGAUGCUGGAGAACUUUGCACUUGUGGCUACACUAGGUUUUUGGUGUGAAGCAGAACAUGAGGCACCUUCUGAGCAGAGCGUUUCUGUAGAAGGAGUGUCACAGGUCAGGACUGCUGAGUCAGGUCUUUUCCAGAAAGCACACCCAUGUGAGAUGUGUGACCCACUCUUGAAAGACAUUUUGCACCUGGCUGAACACCAGGGAUCACACCUUACACAGAAACUAUGCACACGUGGGCUGUGUAGGAGAAGAUUCUCAUUCAGUGCAAACUUUUACCAGCACCAGAAGCAACAUAGUGGAGAGAAUUGCUUCAGAGGGGAUGAUGGAGGGGCCUCAUUUGUGAAGAGCUGUACAGUCCACAUGUUAGGGAGAUCCUUUACGUGCAGGGAGGAAGGGAUGCACUUACCAGAUAGCUCUGGCCUUUUCCAGCACCAGACCACUUACAAUAGGGUGAGUCCAUGCAGAAGGACUGAAUGCAUGGAGUCUUUCCCACACAGCUCCAGUCUCAGGCAACACCAAGGAGACUACGAUGGACAGAUGCUUUUCAGUUGCGGUGAUGAAGGGAAAGCCUUCCUGGACACCUUUACUCUUCUUGACAGCCAGAUGACUCAUGCUGAGGUGACACCCUUCAGAUGCCUACCAUGUGGAAAUGUGUUCAAGGAGAAAUCAGCUCUUAUUAAUCACAGAAAAAUCCACAGUGGAGAAAUAUCUCAUGUGUGUAAGGAGUGUGGAAAAGCCUUCAUUCACUUGCACCACCUAAAAAUGCACCAGAAAUUUCACACUGGAAAAAGACAUUAUACAUGCAGUGAAUGUGGGAAGGCCUUCAGCCGCAAGGACACACUUGUUCAGCAUCAGAGAGUUCACACUGGAGAAAGAUCUUAUGACUGCAGUGAAUGUGGAAAAGCCUACAGCAGAAGCUCCCACCUUGUUCAGCACCAGAGAAUUCACACAGGAGAAAGGCCUUAUAAGUGCAACGAAUGUGGGAAAGCCUUUAGCCGUAAAGACACACUUGUUCAGCACCAGAGAUUUCAUACUGGAGAAAGGCCUUAUGAGUGCAGUGAAUGUGGAAAAUUCUUUAGCCAAAGCUCCCACCUUAUUGAGCACUGGAGAAUUCAUACCGGGGCAAGGCCCUAUGAAUGCAUAGAAUGUGGAAAAUUCUUUAGCCAUAACUCUAGCCUCAUUAAACAUCGGAGAGUCCACACAGGAGCAAGAUCCUACGUGUGCAGCAAAUGUGGCAAGGCCUUUGGCUGCAAAGACACACUUGUUCAGCACCAGAUAAUUCACACUGGAGCAAGGCCUUAUGAGUGCAGUGAAUGUGGGAAGGCCUUCAGCCGUAAAGACACACUUGUGCAACACCAAAAAAUCCACACUGGAGAAAGGCCUUAUGAGUGUGGUGAAUGUGGUAAAUUCUUUAGCCAUAGCUCCAACCUUAUUGUACACCAGAGAAUUCACACUGGAGCAAAGCCUUAUGAGUGCAAUGAAUGUGGGAAAUGCUUUAGCCACAACUCCAGCCUCAUUCUGCACCAGAGAGUUCACACAGGAGCAAGGCCUUAUGUGUGCAGUGAAUGUGGGAAGGCUUACAUUAGUAGCUCCCACCUUGUUCAACACAAGAAAGUUCACACUGGAGCAAGACCUUAUGAGUGCAGUGAAUGUGGGAAAUUCUUUAGCCGCAACUCUGGCCUCAUUCUGCACCAGAGGGUUCACACUGGAGAAAAGCCUUACGUAUGCAGCGAAUGUGGGAAAGCCUAUAGCAGAAGCUCCCAUCUUGUUCGUCACCAGAAAGCUCACACUGGAGAAAGAGCUCACGAGUGCAACAGUUUUGGUGACCCUUUAGCUGCAUCUCUUAAACUUGUUUAACACCAGAAAAUUCACACAAGAGAAAGGCCUUAUGAAUGCAGAAAAUAUGUCAUCUUGUUCAUCCUCAUAGGACUCACACCAGAGCAAUGCUCUGUGAGUACCCUUUGUGAGAGAACCAUCAGCUAGCAGAUGAGCACCGUAUAUUCAUUCCACCCUGGGGAGAUUCCUGAUAAGCACCACAUAUGUGGGAGGCUUUCAUGAGGUGUGUUGCACUUUGUAACUGUCUAGAGCUCUUGAUGGAAUUAUAUCACUGCCAGUGCCUGUGGCGGAAGCCAUCUUAUUGCUACCAGCUGUGUGUGUCAAUCACUCCAUUUUGCUCAGGGAAGGCAGACUUCUGUGCUUUCUUUCCUGUACCCUACAGGUAAUCAUGAAUAUUUUCAAGGACUUCCCCCACCCCACUUCACCCCCUACCAUUGAGGGUCCUCAUCUUUUCCCUCAUGAUUAGGUUCUGAGCAAACAUGAUCUAGCUCUCACCAAAAGGACCUGAGCUAGGGUCUGCUGGGAUUUCCUGACACGAUUUUCCAUCUUCAUGGACAAUGUUAACUGUAAACGUGAUAGCUGUGACUUACUUGUCUUACUGCCAAGUCGCCCAAAUUUGGAACUGCUUGUCCCAUGCUGCUCUGAUUUAUACAGUGAUAAGGGCCUAUUGUGGCAGUCUUUACUCUUGGGGAUUUUGUUACUGUGUAGAGUGGAUUGAGAAAAGAAUUGGGUUCUGUCAUGAAGGGAGUAGCACCUUUUGUGGGCACCACCUUUAUGUGCCUCAGAGGGGACCAAAGGAUGGCAGAAAACUGUUCUCAGUCUAGUUUGACCUAAUUUACACUAUUGCCCUAGUGUAAAUUGCUAGGAAAGACUGAAAAAAUUUUUGUGCCUAACUUUGUGGCCUGGCCACCAGGAUUUCCUGUGAGCCCAGUGAGGAGGGCAUAGUUGGUGCGAAAAUCUCCUGUGCUUCUGGAAGCAACAUAAGUUGGGUCACUUAACUGUCACGUACUCCCCAGCACGGUUGAGGGAUUGCUGUCUUCUGUACCUGUACAGGAUCAAGUCCCUGAUAUCCAGAAUCCCAUAGGCAAGUAACAUUGACUGUAAGACCUCUAUAGGGCAAUGUGAAAAUCAUGAUUGCUACAGAAGCACUGAGAUAAUGGAGUGGGGAUGACUGUGGCAAACAAAAGGAGAUUCGAACAUUCUAGAGGGGCAUCCACAAAUCUCGGUGCAGUUAUGAUGGUGUGGGAUGGGAGUGCAUAGAAAUUCUCAGGACCUUCAGACAUCUGUAUCUCCUGUGGCCAAGGCCACUGUCAGAGGAAAUAAUCUAAAUGUUUGUGGAUUCCUGUGUCUCCCUGGGCAGUUGACCUGCACAGACAGGAACCUCAGCAGUGACAGAAGAGAGAUCCAGGGAUGGGUCUUCUCUGACCCAGCCAGCAUUCCGAGUGACUGAGGUGGAUGUGGACAUCAUUGCUUACCAAUUUUUACCAACAUUGAGGCAGGGCUCACUCUCCUAAAUUGUAGGGAGAGGAAUAUGGUAAAGCCAAAAUAGUUGACAGAUCUAACUUUCCUAGUGGAACAGUAUAUAUAGAUUUUAAUGAGGAACAUUUAUUUAACAGCUUUAUGGAGGUAUGAUUAACAUGCAAUAAACUGCAAAUAUGUAAAGUGUAAAAUGUGCUGUUUCAGCAUGUGUGUACACCUAUGAAACCACCACAGUCAAGAUAUCCAACACAACAAAAGAUUGUCCCUUUAUAAUCCUCAAUUUUUCCUUAUCUUGUUUUCCACAAUUCACAAGCAACAGCAAGCAUUUUCUAUAAUUUUAUAAAUGAAACCAUAUGGUGUGUACUUUUUAGGGGGUGGGGCUCUGGCUUUUUCAGUAAACAUAACUAUUUUAAGGUUAAUCCAUUAUCUUGUUGCAUGAAUCAAUUGUUUGCUCAUUUGUAUUGCUGAGUAGUAUUUCAGUAUUUCAUUGUAUACCACAAUUUUUCCUGUCAACUUAAUCGUUAUGGAUGUUUGGGUAACUUUCAGUUUUUGGCUAUUACAAAUAAACCUCUGAAGAUUUGUGUGCAAA